Messenger RNA from Gallus gallus (chicken), 2973 nucleotides. Its product is annotated as cryptochrome 4. Gene Ontology annotation, molecular function: DNA binding; FAD binding. The coding region runs from base 1045 to 2634 and encodes 529 amino acids. Gene Ontology annotation, biological process: entrainment of circadian clock by photoperiod; circadian regulation of gene expression. Gene Ontology annotation, cellular component: nucleus; cytoplasm. The record is from RefSeq and is a predicted model, not a curated record. The transcript has 12 exons. NCBI's taxonomy places the organism in Eukaryota, Metazoa, Chordata, Aves, Galliformes, Phasianidae.
GCAGUGCGUUGCAUAAGCGGCCCCGUGGCCUGAAGUCGAGUAGCGCUGCGUGUCACCCCAGGGCCCAGCGGGGAAACGGGGGCAGCGGGGCCCGAGGAGGAGGAGGAGGAGGAGGAGGGAGGUGACCACCGCGGCUCCGGAGCCGGGAGCUGUUGGAACUGCCAUGAAAAUAAACAGGAGGCAUUACUUUCGGAGCAGCCAACGCGCUCGUGAAAACGUAGAAACGUGAUUGGGUGGGGGAUCUCAACCACGAUGCAGCGACCCAACCUGGACUGAACGGAGGAGCACCCGAUUAUUGCUAAUUAGCAUCAUUACUGUUCAGCCCAAUCUGAAGGGAGCAGUUGGGGCAGUGCUCAAAGUGAUAGCAACGCCCAUUGGUCAACUUUGGUUGAUCGCCUUAUUCAUCAAAACUUGACGUUAUUUAAUUAAUAGACCCGGGCUUGUGGUACGUCACCAAAAGGGAUGGGUGGACGCGUUCAGGUGUGGAGGACACUCAUGUGGUGCGCGGUUCAUCCCUUCAAAAAGCUCCCAGAAAGGAGAACGCAGUCCACAAUACGUCUUUAACUCCUGGUGAUCCCUAUGGGGUGUUCUAUGGUCAUUAGUGAUGUGUGUUUGAUUGGUGUUUUUACUCUUCUGGCCAUGAGAGGGCAACGUAUGAGCAAUAAUCACUGCACAAACACACGGAUUUGCCAACUCAUCCCACCAUACCCACUGCCCACAUCCCUCAGUGCCACAUCCCCACCUUCCUCGACCCCUCCGGGGGUGGUGGUCCCACUGGGCAGCCCACACCAGUGCCUGACUGCUCUUACAGAGAAGGAAUUCCUCCUCAUAUCCCACCCAAACCUGAAGAUGGGCUCACGGUGCUCAGAACAGCCCCUGCAGACUCCCUGCUGUGCGCACUACACGUGAUUCUCUGCCCCACCUGCCAGCUGGGUGCUCCCCAGCCAUUGGCACUCUGCUUUUCCUGCUCUCCCGUGGCGUGCAGUCGGUGCUGGGCUCCUUCCUGGUGCGCUCCGGGAGCUCCUCAGUGCCCCUCAGGGCAGAAUGCGGCACCGCACCAUCCACCUCUUCCGGAAGGGCCUCCGGCUGCACGACAACCCAGCACUGCUGGCUGCACUGCAGUCCUCCGAGGUCGUCUACCCCGUCUACAUCCUGGACAGAGCCUUCAUGACGUCCUCCAUGCACAUAGGAGCCCUGCGGUGGCAUUUCCUGCUGCAGUCCCUGGAGGAUUUGAGGAGCAGUCUGCGCCAGCUGGGCUCCUGCUUGCUGGUCAUUCAAGGAGAGUACAAAUCGGUUGUCAGAGACCACGUCCAGAAGUGGAACAUCACGCAGGUGACUCUGGGUGCGGAGAUGGAGCCCUUUUACAAGGAGAUGGAGGCCAACAUUCGGGGUCUGGGAGAAGAGCUGGGCUUCCAGGUGCUCUCGUUGAUGGGCCACAGCCUCUACAACACCCAGCGGAUUUUGGAGCUGAAUGGUGGGACUCCCCCACUGACAUACAAGAGGUUCCUUCGCAUCCUGUCCCUUCUCGGGGACCCGGAGGUGCCUGUCCGAAACCCCACAGCUGAGGACUUCCAGAGGUGCAGCCCCCCUGAGUUGGGCCUCGCUGAGUGCUACGGGGUCCCUUUGCCCACAGAUCUGAAGAUCCCCCCUGAGAGCAUCUCCCCAUGGAGAGGAGGGGAGAGCGAAGGGCUGCAGCGCCUGGAGCAGCACCUGGCAGACCAGGGCUGGGUGGCGAGUUUCACCAAACCAAAAACAGUCCCGAAUUCACUGCUUCCAAGCACCACCGGCCUGAGCCCCUAUUUCAGCACGGGCUGCCUGUCAGUCCGCAGCUUCUUUUAUAGGCUAUCAAACAUUUAUGCUCAGGCCAAACACCACUCCCUGCCCCCCGUGUCGCUCCAAGGGCAGCUGCUGUGGAGGGAAUUCUUCUACACGGUGGCAUCAGCAACACCAAACUUCACCAAGAUGGCCGGGAACCCCAUCUGCCUCCAGAUCCGUUGGUAUGAGGAUGCUGAGAGGCUCCACAAAUGGAAAACGGCUCAGACGGGGUUCCCAUGGAUUGAUGCAAUCAUGACCCAGCUGCGGCAGGAGGGCUGGAUCCACCACCUUGCCCGGCACGCUGCCGCCUGCUUCCUGACCCGCGGGGACCUUUGGAUCAGCUGGGAGGAGGGCAUGAAGGUGUUUGAAGAGCUGCUUUUAGAUGCUGACUACAGCAUCAACGCAGGGAACUGGAUGUGGCUGUCAGCCAGCGCCUUCUUCCACCACUACACACGGAUCUUCUGCCCGGUCCGUUUCGGGAGGCGCACGGACCCGGAGGGGCAAUACAUCCGGAAAUACUUACCUAUACUAAAGAACUUUCCCUCUAAGUACAUCUACGAGCCCUGGACGGCCUCUGAAGAGGAGCAGAAGCAAGCAGGAUGUAUCAUAGGUCGGGAUUACCCCUUCCCAAUGGUGGACCACAAGGAGGCCAGUGAUCACAACCUGCAGCUGAUGAAGCAGGCCCGAGAGGAGCAGCACAGAAUAGCCCAGCUCACCAGAGAUGAUGCAGAUGACCCAAUGGAAAUGAAGCUGAAGCGGGACCACUCUGAGGAAAGCUUAACAAAGACAAAAGCAGCCAGGAUGACAGAGCAAACCUAGAUCCCAUCGGGGAUUACCCUCUGGGAACUGAGGAAUGACAGAAGGGAGAGCAGAGGCCAAUCCGAGCAGGCGGAGCUGCGCUCCGUGCUUUGCCCCAUGUGUGAACCAACCACCAGCAAAAGCUUUGUACCUUCCAUGCAUUCAUUACUGCACUUCUUUUGAAUGAAUUUGUCUGUCUGUUGGUGGCUUAGUAGUCACUUAUUGCAGCUAUAGGUAAUGGACAUGUUUCUGUGUUGCUGUUAUUCAAGUCCACUCAAUGUUCAUGCAUCUUUGAAAAUAGUCUUAAUGAUAAAUGCCACUCUUUCCAACGUGACAAAUACAUGCCCAUUUAAGAAUGAA